AUGAAUAAGGUGAAUGUACCCAAUUUCAAACUAAACAAUGGCGAUGAGAUCCCAGCUCUGGGCUAUGGUACGUGGUUAGGAGUCAGCGAAAAGUCGUCGGGUGCUGAUCAACCUGCCGAAGAAUUUGGUUUUGAUUUCGACGGCACUGACAUCCCGAAGCUGUUGGACGCUCUCUCCUACGCCAUAGACAUCGGCUAUCGUCACAUAGACACAGCGCACUUCUACAGGGUUGAGCCAGAGAUAGGCCAAGUCGUCCAGGAGAAAAUAAAUGAGGGUGUCGUAAGGAGAGAAGAUCUUUUUAUAACAACCAAGGUUUGGCAACACUACCAUCGUGCAGCCGAUGUUGAAGUCUCGUUGAGGGCUUCUCUGCAUCGUCUAGGACUUGACCACGUCAACUUAGUGCUUAUGCACUGGCCUAUGUCAAUUAGUCAAGAAGGGGUAGACGAAAAGAUCGACUACCUGGAGACGUGGAGAGGGUUUGAGGAGGUCCUCAAGAAGGGGCUGACGAAGGCCAUUGGCGUGUCCAACUUCAACAUCGAACAGAUGAAGAGGUUACUAACCAACUGCAACGUGCCGCCCGCCGUCAACCAGAUCGAGGUCAACUUGAACUUGUCUCAAGCAGAUUUAGUCGAUUACUGUCAAGCGAAUGAGGUUGUGGUUGUGGCGUAUUCGCCUUUCGGGACCAUGGUUCCGUCUCGAGCAACCCUCAACAGUCCAGAGCCGAAGCUUGACAACCCUGCCAUGCUGGCUAUAGGAAGGAAAUAUGGGAAGACGGUCACUCAAGUCAAUUUGGGAUACUUGUACCAGCGCGGUAUAGUGUCUAUACCGAAGACUGUGACCAAGAGUCGAGUGCUGGAGAACGCCUCGAUCUUCGACUUCCAGCUGGACGACGAGGACGUCGCCACUCUGGCGCAGUUCGACAACGGCUUCCGGACGGUCAGACCGCUGUUCUGGCAGCCCUACGAGAACUAUCCCUUCGACGUGGUCCCUGGACAGAAGCACGUCGACAUACCGAUCGCCAUGCGCAAAUGGAAGAAUGGUGCCAACGGUGACAUCGAUUAA
Molecule: messenger RNA, 1062 nt
Organism: Bombyx mori (domestic silkworm)
Lineage: Eukaryota; Metazoa; Arthropoda; Insecta; Lepidoptera; Bombycidae
Product: aldo-keto reductase AKR2E4-like
Exons: 8
Coding region: 1-1062 (353 amino acids)
Cellular component (GO): cytosol
Molecular function (GO): aldose reductase (NADPH) activity
Source: RefSeq, marked provisional